AAAGCUUGGCUGGGAAUGAAACCAAACCUGCUGCCACACGCCACUGACUGUUGGAGAGGCGAGAACACCAGUUGUCCACGCACGGUCGUCACUCCUGUUGUUCUUGAUCAAGUUCGCUUAUCCUGUGGACGGGAAGUUGUUGUGCAUGAUCUGAUGGCACAUUCAAGCUAAUCUCGAUUUGCCUUUGCUAGGAUGCCUUGAGAGAUACUCAGUGGUGCUUCACGACCGUUGCAGACAUCCGUUGUUCAUCUCGCUGCAGCCAUGUCAUUGAGAGAAAUCAAGCUUUGCUUGCUUGGGGAUGCUGGUGUUGGCAAAUCCAGUCUAGUUCUUCGCUUUGUGUCUGAUACAUUCAACACAAAUUCAGAGAGCACAAUUGGGGCGUCGUUUAUGUCAAAAGUAUUGGAGGUCAAUGAUCAAGCAUACAAGUAUCAAAUCUGGGACACUGCUGGCCAAGAAAAGUACCGCGGCUUAGCACCAAUGUACUAUCGUGGAGCAGCUGCAGCUAUUGUCGUCUAUGACAUCACAAGCAAGGAAAGCUUUCAAAAGCUGCAAGACUGGAUGAGAGAGCUGCAGCACCUUGGGCCACCCGAGAUUGUUCUUGCGAUAGCUGGCAACAAGUGUGACUUAUCCGAGAAGAGAGAAGUUGCGUUUGAAGACGCCAAGAACUAUGCUGAGCAGAUGAAUGCAAUCUUUGCUGAAACUAGUGCACUACAAGCGACCAACGUCCAUGCGCUAUUUGAAGCGAUAAGCAAGAAGUUACCACAAGAAGUGGUUAUGCCUAACACACUGCCCCAGACAAUAACACUCUCCAGCGCACCGCCGGAGAAGGAAAAGAAAACCUGCUGCUAGUAACAGGGGAACGGGCUGCCAUUGAAGCUCGCAUGAACCGUUGACUUUGCUUGUACAUGUCGCAUCCCUUGGCUGGAUUCUAAAAUACAAGUAGACUUUGCUAUCUUGGCUUGUUUGUACUUCUAAUAUAAACACUACUUUUUGCAAUAUAAACAGUAAUUGUUAUAACGACAUGUAUAUUUUGUUGUACUAUAGUGUAGGUUUCUUCCAUACAACACAUGCUAGAUUGAGUCGCUGCUACCUGUAUAUGCCUUAUAUUCUGCUCAUUGUACCCUUGCACCUGGGCUUCCGUUCUUCUGCCCAAUCAGGUGCGUCACUGAAUCGCAAGGUGUGUGACCCUGCCCUUAGUCCCCUGUCUUGACGUAAUACCGCGGCUGAAGUUGGCUCCAUGCAUGUGUGCAAACAAACGCAGAAUGUCGUAUUUCUGCACAGACGUGUCUUUUGCUUACUACUGGCCAGCAAUGCUGCCCCAUUGGUGUAUAGUGUUGGCAGAAUGUUUCCAGCCAGACUCACUGUUGCUUUCUUAAACUCACUUGCAAUGGUACUAACUGCUUCAGUUGAGAUUUGGUGUGUUUUAAUGUAUUUUGACUUAUCUGUUGUUUAUGAUAUUGUGGAUGCUGAUAACUUUCACUGAAUGAUAUUGAUAGGGCCCAGCUACACAUGCCUUAGUGCAGUGGUAGUGUCCUUUUAUAAUGUACUCUCUCUCCCCUCCUGUUUUUAUCCAUAACAUUCUACGAUCAGUUUUUUAUGUUUCUUACUUGAAGUACUCUUUGGCAUUUCAUAGCUUCUCCUUGUGGUAACUACAAAGCUACUGCACACCACAUACAAAUACUUUCAAAGGUUUUGGCAUUGGA
Molecule: messenger RNA, 1703 nt
Organism: Sycon ciliatum
Lineage: Eukaryota; Metazoa; Porifera; Calcarea; Leucosolenida; Sycettidae
Product: ras-related protein Rab-22A-like
Exons: 7
Coding region: 262-849 (195 amino acids)
Biological process (GO): vesicle-mediated transport
Molecular function (GO): GTPase activity; GTP binding
Source: RefSeq, a predicted model, not a curated record